Pristis pectinata (smalltooth sawfish) is the source of this 1318-nucleotide messenger RNA. It is a transcript of the gene eipr1, whose product is annotated as EARP complex and GARP complex interacting protein 1. Gene Ontology annotation, molecular function: protein binding. NCBI's taxonomy places the organism in Eukaryota, Metazoa, Chordata, Chondrichthyes, Rhinopristiformes, Pristidae. Bases 111 to 1184 code for a protein of 357 amino acids. Gene Ontology annotation, biological process: protein ubiquitination. The record is from RefSeq and is a predicted model, not a curated record. The transcript has 9 exons.
CUGUCAGAGUCGGUGGCGGACCAGCGGACUGGCUGCUGCUGUUUGUGUUUAUUAUUUCCUUCCUCUUUUUAGCAUAGCCCCGACAUUUAUUUGAGAUAUAAGUAGAGGAGAUGGAAGACGACGCGCCCGUUAUUUAUGGGCUUGAAUUUCAGGCACGAGCUUUAGCACCACAGACUGCAGAAACAGAUGCAAUCAGAUUCCUGGUUGGCACUCAGUCUCUCAAGUAUGAUAAUCAGAUUCACAUCAUAGAUUUUGAUGAUGAAAAUAACAUUAUUAACAAGAACGUUCUACUGCAUCAAGUUGGAGAAAUAUGGCACAUGAGUACCAGCCCUGCAGAUAAAGGUGUACUGGCAACCUGCUACAAUAAAACUUCGGACAGCAAAAUCCUGACUUGUGCUGCUGUGUGGCGUAUGCCGAAGGAAUUGGAAUCAGGCAGUCAUGAAUCUCCUGAUGAUUCAUCAAGCAACCCACAGACCUUAGAGCUGCUUUGUCACCUUGACAACACAGCCCAUGGCAACGUUUCAUGUGUUCUAUGGGAGCCAAUGGGAGAUGGUAAAAAGAUAGCAUCAUUGGCUGAUAAUCAUAUUCUUCUUUGGGACUUGCAAGAAAGCUCAAGCAAGGCAGUGCUCUCAAAUUCAGCAACCCUGGAAGGAAAAGGUCAGUUAAAGUUUACUUCUGGACGAUGGAGUCCUCACCACAACUGCACGCAACUUGCCACAGCUAAUGACACUGUGAUUCGAGGCUGGGACACCAGGACCAUGAGUCAAGUCUACUGUGUGGAAAAUGCCCAUGGCCAGUUGGUACGAGACCUUGACUUCAAUCCCAACAAGCAGUACUACUUAGCAAGCUGUGGUGAUGAUUGUAAAGUGAAGUUUUGGGAUACCAGAAAUGUUCAGGAACCAGUCAAGGCUUUAGAAGAACACUCACACUGGAUUUGGAGUGUCCGAUACAAUCAUUCACAUGAUCAGCUGGUGUUGACUGCCAGCAGUGACAGCAGAGUCAUUCUUUCCAACAUGGUGUCUAUUUCUUCAGAGCCCUUUGGCCACUUAGUGGAUGAUGAUGACUUAAGUGACCAAGAGGAGAAUCAGCAUGAAGACAAGAAAGAGCCACUACAGGACAGCAUAAUAGCUACAUAUGAAGAACAUGAAGAUAGUGUUUAUGCAGUGGGAAUGGUCCUCAGCUGAUCCAUGGUUGUUUGCAUCUUUAAGUUAUGAUGGAAGACUUGUGAUAAACCGGGUACCACGGGCAUUAAAGUAUCGUAUUUUGUUGUAAUUUAGCAGCACAAUAAUUUCAGUUUUUGUUCUUAACUAUACAAGUA